Molecule: messenger RNA, 1087 nt
Organism: Eucalyptus grandis
Lineage: Eukaryota; Viridiplantae; Streptophyta; Magnoliopsida; Myrtales; Myrtaceae
Product: adenylylsulfatase HINT3
Exons: 7
Coding region: 143-811 (222 amino acids)
Biological process (GO): purine ribonucleotide metabolic process; sulfur compound metabolic process
Molecular function (GO): adenylylsulfatase activity
Source: RefSeq, a predicted model, not a curated record
CAUUUCCAAUUUUCAAUCCCGAUUUCUCAAUUUCCAAAUUUCCAACUUCGGAGCCGAAUCUCCUCUCCACCACACAGAACGCAGCUCGGAAUCCAUGGCGGCUCCACAGAAUCUCGCUCGCUGAGACCGCCGCGCGAGCGCGAUGGAGAACCGGCGGCUCGCCGUCCUCUGCUCCCACCUCCGCCCCGUCGGCCGGGGCUCGAGCUCCGGCUCGGCCUCGGCCUCGGCGAGGCUGUCCACUUCCGGCUGCUCCUUCGGCUCGAGCGACGACGAUCGCGGCGGGAAGAAGAAGCAGCGGCCUAGCGAUCCCGGCGACCGCCGGAGCUCGGCCGAGGACUGCGUCUUCUGCCGGAUCAUUCGCGGCGAGUCCCCCGCCUUCAAGCUCUACGAAGAUGAAAAGUGCCUGUGCAUAUUGGAUUCAAACCCUCUGAGUCAUGGGCACUCUCUGAUCAUUCCAAAAUCUCAUUACUCUUCCUUGGAAGCCACACCUCCGGAUGUGGUUGCUGCAAUGUGCUCAAAAGUUCCAUUCAUUGGCAGUGCAAUUAUGAGAGCUGCUGGUUGUGAUUCUUUCAACUUGUUGGUUAAUAAUGGUGCUGCUGCUGGACAAGUCAUAUUCCACACCCACAUUCAUAUAAUCCCUCGAAAAGCCCGCGAUUGUUUGUGGACUUCGGAGAGCUUGCGAAGGCGUCCCCUUAACUUCAACCAGGAUGCCUCUCGACUCGUCAACCAUGUGAAAGAGGAGUUGUCAAACAUGUCAAACGUGUCAAAGGUGUCCAACGAUAGCAAGGGUCAAGAACCUACUCUCUCAUGACAUUAUUGGGGUCAGUUUUCUUCUUUUUCGUUAUGUGCGGGAAAGAGUGUAUGAUUAGGAGGUUUGACGAUAUAGGCCAUUCUUUUGUGUACUUCAGGUGACUCAAAGGUGCAUUCGCUUUGUAAAUUAUUCCCUUACAUAAGUCUGUUCCAAGUCCCUCGUUUGUAGCAUAGACGCACUCAAAAGGGUAUAUUACACGUGAAUCUGGUGUGAAGGGUCGUAAACUGGACCGGUGGUUUGCUUCAUAUGCGACGUGGCAGUGAUUUUGACUGUUCA